This is a messenger RNA of Aspergillus pseudotamarii, 1567 nucleotides long. RefSeq lists its product as uncharacterized. The transcript has 2 exons. The record is from RefSeq and is a predicted model, not a curated record. Bases 414 to 1220 code for a protein of 268 amino acids. NCBI's taxonomy places the organism in Eukaryota, Fungi, Ascomycota, Eurotiomycetes, Eurotiales, Aspergillaceae.
UGGAAUUGCUAGUAUCGAUUCCUUCUACUAUGGUUGAAGUUUAAAUGUAUACGUGAUCGGCCCCAUUUCGUACUCGUUCGAGUGAAUCCCUGUUCUGCUGGACAAGGACUUGCUCAAAUAUAUAUUUGUUUGGAUUAAAUCGCUUAAAUCGCCCGCUUUCUCGUAUCUCCACCCCUGAUCCUCCACUUGAAGAGAUAAGAUACAAUCGCCUAUAGAGCUAUAUUUGUAUUGUCCUCGGGAAAUAUAUCAAUACAGGGUUCUGCCAGUGGCUUAGCGUCGGUCCGGAAGACGGAGGUAGCGUCGCAGGUUUUCAGCCGCUGCCCUGGCAAAAUUUCGGGAGUAACCCGGCUCUAGACUUGGACCAGCAAUUCAAGCUAUUUUGGGUGAAUACUUCAGGGCUAUUCUUUCUAAGCAUGGGAACCCCAAUCUAUUAUCCAAGCAGGCCAUACGUAUCGGUGACAGCGACUGAUCGUGUGCUUUCCUCGCCAGAGCUCCUCUGCGAAAUCUUCUCCUGGAUUAACAAGGAUGACACUUUUUGUUGUACGGUAGGCAAUGAGGCGGAGGACGUUUUCUAUGAAAGCAUCGACUGGAGCAAAGUCGGUUCUCUUAGUGAGAUUGACUGGAGCAAUUUUCCAGAGGCUCAUAAUUACGGCAAGCGUGGCGUCUUGCUUCGAUGCAGCCUGGUCAACUCACUAUGGUGGAGCGAGGCUAUCCGAUUUAUAUGGGAACGCCUAUCAGGUGGCCCCUGGAACACCGAUCUCCCAGGCUGCUUUGCGGGAUUUCUUGAUCCUUAUCGCAAACAGUUUCACGCAAACUUGGUCAAGCAAGCUGAUCUAGUCACGAUCGACGAAGAUAAUGCAGACGCCCACGAUCGUCUAAUUGAAGGAGUUAUUUUUUCCAAACUCGAGCGGUUGUGUUUGUACUGCCCAGAAAAUGUUGAUUAUGUUCCACAGCUACAGUGUCCAUCGCUAAAGAUACUGGAGAUUGAUCCGUAUUUUGAAAGUGAAUUCGGUAGAAACAAAUAUGGGCUGAGCCAAGAACAGUGGGAUAAAGUGUUGGAUCGCAUUUCUGUGCUUUUUCCAACCCUUCAAACCGUUAAUUUCUUGGAUUAUGCGCGUGUCUGGCCGGGAGCAUUAACGCGUUUUGAGAAACGCCUACCGGCCUUGGAGGCCUUCGACAAAAAGUCUGUAGUGGAAAGUACAAACACAGAGAUAUGGUGAUCGUAGAAAUGCGCCUCUUCCAGUCCAAUAUUUGUGUUGUGUAUUACAAUUUGCCACAUUCCCGACGGUCAAGAUCUGAAUACUCUCCGAGCUCCUUCCUUCGCGUCUCUUUUACAAUUAUUGGGAACCUCGCAACCAGAAUGCAAUGACAAUAUCGGAUAGACUGCUUCUGUGGUCGUCUUUAUACCUCGGAGCAACGGGGCCGAAAGAAAGAGAGGGGCUGAGAUGUGCUCUGCUAGUUCUUGGGUUCUUGUUUGCUAAGGCUGUUAACCUUCUGUAAUGGUAGCCAGGAGGGGCUGAAACUUGCUGCCGAAAUGAUAGAAGCUAGCCGGUACUCUGAAAUGUCG